UGGGCAAUACCAGCGAAGGCGCGCAACGCCGCAGUGUCAAACGGCAAGCUUGAGUGGUUCGGAAAAAAUUGUGCGUGCUGCUAUCAUUGCCACUUUAUCAGCUUCAUUUAGUCGAAUUUCACGUGAAUUUCAUGAGAAUGAGUGGAAGACCACCGCCUCGGAUUGAUGGGAUGGUGUCGCUGAAGGUUGACAACUUAACCUAUCGCACCACUCCCGAAGAUUUGCGGCGUGUUUUCGAGCGGUGCGGAGAAGUGGGAGAUAUUUACAUCCCACGCGACCGCUUCACCAGGGAGAGCCGUGGCUUCGCCUUCGUCCGCUUCUACGACAAGCGCGACGCCGAGGACGCGCUGGAGGCGAUGGACGGCAGGAUUCUCGACGGCAGGGAGCUUCGUGUCCAGAUGGCGCGCUACGGUCGCCCCACGAGCCCCCACAGGCGUUCCGGACGGAGCGAUCGUCGUCGCAGGUCCCGAUCUCGCUCUCGCGAUCGUCGUCGCUCGCGCUCCAGGAGCCGCUCCAGGGGCAGGCGAUCGUACUCGCGCUCGCGCUCACGAUCACGAUCGGACAGCAAGUCGUCACGCGGCAGGCGUGACUCGCGCUCACGCAGUCCCGUGCACGCGCGCUCCAAGUCCAUCAGCCGGAGCCGCAGCAUGUCGCGCAGCAACAGCCGCGAUUGAGGGAAGGAUCGCGCGGGGAAGAGGGCGAGGAGAUGAACUCUGGCUGGCGAUUUUAACGAGCAUCUCGCCAAACACACAUUUUGAUGAUCAUUUGCAACCUGUCUCACCACACAACCUCCCCCGAUCGCCGCAAGACGAGAUAUUACAGAGAAGAGAGUGAAUGUCCGAAAAAGUGGGAAAAAUGUCAGAGAUGAGCAAAAGGCCAUCAGUUCCGGCGACGCCGGUGUAGCCGCGAGAGAGAGAGCAUUGAGAUGAGAAGGGAGAUUUGAAAGAGAGAAAGUGCGGGCGAGUUGCUGUGUUUGCGGGGUUGCCGAGUGUGCUGCAAACAGCCUUGCGGGUGCUGAUUGCUGAGUCCGCGGAUCCUGUUUUCAAAGAUCUCGCUGCCUUCGUGGCCCUGUGUUGCUGUUGUCAUCAACAGACAGGGGACAGAGAGACAGAGAGCUGAGAGAGAGAGAGAGUGACACGGAAUAUGAGUAAUGGCUUUUAACACACUCUCUUUGAAAGAAAUCCCAUGAUCCAGAUAUGAUAUGGCCAAGAAAAAGGUGAAAAAAAUUGACAUCGAAAAGUCUCCAAAUAAUUUUGAAGACUCUUCGAUAUUCUCCGGUUGAGGUUUUUCCCAAAUUUCUUUUAUUUGGGAAAAGAAAAGAAAAAAACACCUUUUUCCCGCGCAUGAACUCAAGCAAAAUGAUAUCCGCGACUCGCACAAAGUAGAUAAAAUUGGGAGAAGAUAGAAAUAAUCCACAUAUACACACAAUCUUCUAAAAUUACCAUCCAAUUAAUGAGUUCUAUUUCAGAAUCAUCCAUCAUUCUAUUUGAGAGUGCGUGAGGCUCUGUCCGCAACUCAGGCGUCAGAAAUAAAGAUC
Messenger RNA from Phlebotomus argentipes, 1537 nucleotides. RefSeq names its product serine/arginine-rich splicing factor 2 (gene SC35). Gene Ontology annotation, molecular function: RNA binding. The coding region runs from base 132 to 674 and encodes 180 amino acids. The transcript has 6 exons. Lineage: Eukaryota; Metazoa; Arthropoda; Insecta; Diptera; Psychodidae. The record is from RefSeq and is a predicted model, not a curated record.